Molecule: messenger RNA, 362 nt
Organism: Rhagoletis pomonella (apple maggot)
Lineage: Eukaryota; Metazoa; Arthropoda; Insecta; Diptera; Tephritidae
Product: ATP-dependent RNA helicase glh-1-like
Exons: 2
Coding region: 3-311 (102 amino acids)
Molecular function (GO): zinc ion binding; nucleic acid binding
Source: RefSeq, a predicted model, not a curated record
UGAUGCCUGCCGCUGCCGCAAAGCAACCUGCCGUUCCCGUCAAGCCGUCAGCCUCUGAUAAGCUUACUGCCGAGUCUGGAGGAAACAGCCAGCCACUAUGCUUUAACUGCUCCAAGAGGGGCCACAUAAAGCCAAACUGCCCGUAUCCGAUGCGUCCGAAUGGGUCCUGCUUUCGGUGCUGGAAAAUGGGUCACGACCAUCAUUCAUGCACCAAUCCACGGAAAAUUUUGAAGCCGAUUGCCGACCAACCAGUUGCUGCCGUUUACGAAAACGACCUCACCGAGCUGGAAUCGUUCAAUUUUUCCAACUAGCUUUAUGAAGCAAUCGUGUGUGCCAAAUAAUUGCCAAAUUUUACGAGAGCC